CCUAAAGCUGUGUUUGCAUUCAUGAUAUAUUCUUUGAAAGCAUAUAUACUUGUGUCAUGGAGAACGACAAGGGCGGAUAUAGGCAGAUUAAUAAGUCGUUGAAUAUCUGUGCCUUUGAUGAGUACCUUAAAGGUCAGACCGCACGGCUACCGCAUAUCGAGAGCGUUGAACAACUUACUCCGAGAGUGCUUCGCGUUCUUGGCCAGAACCCUGGAAAGUUUACGCAUCAAGGGACAAACACAUACAUUGUCGGCACUGGCCAACGACGCCUCAUCAUUGAUACCGGUGGCGGUGAACCAGCAUGGGCCAAACUGAUUGCUUCAACGUUUAUAUCAAUGAACAUCAGCCUCUCACAUGUUCUGCUGACCCAUUGGCACGGUGACCAUACCGGCGGAGUUCCAGCUCUUCUGCUCCUAUACCCACAUCUUACGAAUUCCAUUUACAAGAACGAACCAGACCAAGGCCAACAGAACAUCACCGACGGACAGAUAUUUUCCGUUGACGGCGCAACAAUUCGUGCUAUUCAUGUGCCCGGACAUUCAGAAGAUCACAUGUGUUUUAUCUUAGAAGAGGAGCAGGCAAUGUUUACAGGCGACAAUAUCCUCGGUCAUGGUACCAGUGCUGUAGAAGACCUAGGCACCUUCAUGGCCGGCCUGCAGAAGAUGGACGCCCAGGAUUGCCAUAUCGGUUAUUCUGCUCAUGGCGCCACGGUCACCGACUUGCCAGCCAAAAUUGUCGGGGAAUUAGAUAACAAGUUGCGGCGCGAGAAGCAAGUUAUGAAUGCGCUUGGCCGAGUUCGUAGCCGCGGCGAGAAGAGUGUCACCACCAAGAACCUGGUAACCGAGAUCUACGGCGAGUCGCUUGACGAAGAUACGAGGAUACUCGCAUUGGAGCCAUUUAUUGACGAAGUGCUACGAAAGCUAGCGAAUGACUGGAAGGUUGCAUUCGAAAUAAGAAGAGGCAAGAAAAAGUGGUUCUCCGUAGAAGAAGUGGAGGAGGCAACCACGCAGCGGUUUACAGCUCUGAAAAAUCCACCAGCCGUAACUAUUCAAGCUUAA
Messenger RNA from Pseudogymnoascus destructans, 1058 nucleotides. RefSeq lists its product as uncharacterized. Lineage: Eukaryota; Fungi; Ascomycota; Leotiomycetes; Thelebolales; Thelebolaceae. Gene Ontology annotation, biological process: secondary metabolite biosynthetic process. The record is from RefSeq and is a predicted model, not a curated record. The transcript has 2 exons. Bases 57 to 1058 code for a protein of 333 amino acids.